AUGCCUUUAAGUCAGGCACUUCUUCUUGAAAUGGUUGAGUCUCGCAGAAGCUAUGGUAAUGCGGAAUCCAUGUUACCCUUUCAAGCACUCUACCUUGUAGUUUUGUUUAGGAAGCAAGACAGGAUCGCGGCUGGAACUUCAGAAAAACGAAAGCCUCGCCAAAAAGUGAAGCGUACCCAGAAACGUCUUACGCAAAGUCUUCAUAUUCCGUUGGUGGAUGGCUACGCUAUCAAAGAUGAGUCAGCCAAUAACGGAAGUGAAGAUACGAGCAGGGAUGAAUUACACGGAUACGUACAAGCAAAUAAUGAGAAAAAUUCUGGCUCUCCAAAAGAACCACAUUUUCUGGAACUACCUCCGCAAACAAAAGAACUAGGUCAGGAAAGUAUGAGAGAUGGAGAUGAGGUAGUCCAGAAUAUUCCGGUCGACGCAGGCGCUGAUGUAAUAGAUCAGAAAUGGGAGUGCAACCUUAGAGAGCGGAACCAGGAGAUUUCCGAGAAGUUGCCGCUAAGCGGAUCCGUUGCUGAUAAACAAGACGAAGUUUGCAGCGAUUUAGCCAAAUCGGGUCCAGUAAUGGAUAAAAAUGAAGCUGAACUAAAAUCGAGACCGCCUCAAGGAUUUCACAAUGAAUCCACUACGGAUGUGGCCUUGUCAGUGGGUCCCGCUUCUUCCAAAGGUGGUACGAGCAUCGCACAAGACAGUAAGAUCACAAGCUGUGCUGUUCGCAAUGACGUCGAGCUUGUGGACACUGAAGUGACGGAUUUUCGAAUGUUUAUGGAGAAAGGGGAUAGUGGAAUCGUGGAAGAUCGUUCACCAGUAACAAGAAAAUCCGACAAUCUACAAAAACUUCAAACUGAUUUCAUUGACAGUAAAACUGGAACAGCUACGAGAGAUGACGUUUCAAAAAUGGAACUGCACGGUGGACAUCAUACCUCAAUACUACCUCCUGGAAAGUUUGCCCAUAGUUAUGAAAAUCGCAAGUCGUCUACAAGUACUCGAAUCAAAGAGGAUCCAAGAUGUCAUGUAAGAUUUGAAGAAAGCAGCUCACUGCUAACAGUAAUUAAACAAAGCGAGAAACAAGGAGCUACUUUUACGACUAUGGAUGAAAAUAAAAUAGCUCUACAAUACUCUGAAACUAGCGAAGUAUCACACAUUUUUAGAAAUUUUGACAGCGACCGUAAUUGUCUGACAGUUUUGGCGGAAAAGACCAUCGAACAUACAAGGUUGAGUAAAACUGUGGGAGGACUUCAACCGAAAUCGAAGAAGCACAAGGAAAACAAAUCCACGAGAAGCAACCAGGAAUUGCAGCAGGAAUAUUUAGGACACGAAAGCGGCACCUAUGAGAGAAACGACGAAUUCAGCUGUGCUUCGGAAGAAUUUGAUCAAAAAUCACAACCACCUAUCAUCACCUUAGACGAGAGAGAAAAUACUCAUGAAAUAACCAAAAUUCCCCCAUAUAACAGCGAAGAGAUUCGUAGAGGAGGUCCCAUCACGAAGAACACAUCCAAGUCCAUAGACGAGGCACAAAUCGUCGAACCUUCUUCUAGCGAUGCAAAGUUGAACGCGAGGAAAACGGACAACAGUGAAGGGUCAACAGAAGUCUAUAGCGAUGGUUCCUACACAGAGGCUAUGACAGGGAACCAGGAGCCAGGAGUAGAAGGCAGAAUCAAGGAUUCUUUGACGGAAGUCCAAUCUCAACAUAAAAACAAAAUGAACUUCAAACCUGCAAAAGGGUACUCUAGCAAGAAAAAAGGGAGGAUUAGUGAGCACCACUGCAACCCAAUCGAUCCGCACGAGAAAUCCCUUCUCGCGCCAAAACUCAAGGAAGAACACGAGGUCAGUGAUGAUCAGAACUCUGCGGCAGAGACGCGCUACCUCAAAUCAAAGGGAGAAGCCUACUACACAGAAACUUCACACAAAUACGAAGUCCAAGAAGUAGAGAAAACCUGUGACAUUCGUAACUACGUACCUGAGGAUCGGGGUUCAAAAUCCCACUCUGAAUUAGGAAAUGAGGUCUAUUUCGCAGAAUCGGCAAGCAGAUACCGGAUCGAUAAACUUGAGAGGAGUCGCGAUCCGAGUACCACCACUUCGAGAGAGGAUGGUUCCAUAUCAAAACCAAUCGAUGCUGACAAAUUGCAAGUAAUCUACAAGGAAGAGGAUGGAGGUCCUGUAUGGAACUCAGCGAUAGAGAAAGGUUCUAAAAUAAGAGAAAAAGUCAACUGCGCGAAUCCCGUUGAGUCAGCCGGGCCGAAGUUAGAGGAAUGUCAUUAUGGCCGGAACUCAACUGAGCUCAAGGAUUCUAAUAAAUCAUACGAAAUUAACGAUUCUUCACAGUCUCCGAUUAAGUGUGGGACUCACGAAGAAGAGAACAAUUCAUCUAUGAUUGAACAGGACCCGGAAUUCGUAAAUUCGAUGCAUCCCAAAGAAUCCACCGCUACUUCGGGAGAUGAUAUGAAUGAAAACAACCACAAUGUAUGCAUCUCUGUGUCAGAGCAAGGUGAUUCUAAAUUCCAGAAACAGACUAACACUUCUGAAAGCCCAGAUACCAACUGCUCUACUUCAAAGCACUUUAAUUCCAUACCUGUAUGUCAUCUCCGUACGGAUACGGAAUCCACCGCUGAAGAAGUUUUGGGAGUUGAUAUAAAUGAAAGCAAUGACGAAAUACCUACGGUAGUAGAGAUUACAAAGAGUACCGGCGACUCUUGCAGCUCUGUAUCGGAGAAACAGCUGUCGAAAUUAAACCUGAAGGUUCGCUCUACAGAAGCUGCCGUUAGAUCCAGGUUCCUUAAAGAAAUGGAUAGUCAUAACGUAUGUUAUUUAACAGUGGAAGAGUAUUCCAAAUCAGGAGAAAAGAUCCAGUUUGCAAAGGAUUCAGUUAGCUUAAGAGUGAAGAAAAAAGAAGGAAAAAGUGAUGAUUGCAACUAUGCAGAGGAGGGACACCGUUUAAAAACAAAGGAUCCAACUGCGGUCGAAAAGGAGGAAGAAACCCGUUUCAGCUCGGCAAUGACUUAUCAGGAUUCAGAGGAACUAUAUAAUCCCGUAAAGGUUUCAUCCACGGAGAGAAAAGGGAGCCCUAGUGAUGCUUUUAGGUCAGCGACGGAUGAGCAUGACUCCACACCACCAGGAAAAUUGUAUUCUGCAGCGGAAACCAAUGUUACCAUCAAAUCCGAGCUCUAUAAGGAUGAGAGAAGCGAUGAUGUUAGCGCAGUUCCCUCAGAAGAGGUGGUUUCCAAAAUUAUCGAAGAGACCGGCACCAAAAUGACUGUAGCAAGGGAGAAAGAGGAGGGACCUCAGAGGAGGGAUAGUGCUAAGUUUUUAGAAGAUCAACAGCUUAAGGCAGAAGAGAAAACCCGUUUCAAAGAACUCUCCGUUGACUCCGAACUCAACGAAGCGGAUUCAAUACGUGAUGGUCGCAAGCACCACUGCUUUAAACCAGGAGAAAAGAACGAAAUCGGGGAGAAGUCUAUAAAAAUGGAGAAGAAUAAGGAACAUUCUGCUAUGUCAGCAACGAGUGAGCUGAAUCACCGAUACCGCAGUUCAAUGGAGGAUACGUAUUCCGGAGGAAAAACAAACGUUAAUGUUAAGUGUGAAGUCCAAGAAACCGGAACGAGCCGUGGUGGCCGCAAUUGUCCGUCAAAAGAGCCGGAUUCUACAUCAAACGAAAUUGCCUAUCCUGGAAAAAUCCCAGUUAAAUCCGUAAUUCAUAAGGAAAACAGCGCUUAUGAUCGCAGCUCAAUCGCGGUUAAGAUGAUUAAACAAGACUCCAUUUCUGGAGCCCAGAUGUGCGCUAAAGAAUCUUCAGAACAAAACAGCGAUGGUCUACGUACCUCUACUAUGAAUGAGCCAGAUACCAAACCUACAGUACAUACCAACAUCAGAAAAGCUACAGUAAUCGAGAAAGAUGAGGCACAGCAUGACACUGCCGGCUUAGUGACAAAGGAACAGGAUCCUAGUUCAAUAAAAGAAAUCCAUUCCGCAAAAGUUCUUGUGGAUAUCGAAGUCAAAAGUUCGAAAGAGGUAAGUGUUAAACAGAACCAUCAAAUUUUCAAAUCAAAAGACAAAAUCAGUGGCGGAAAGUCGACGAUAACCGAGAAGGAACAGAAAAGCUACGAUUGUCACAGCUCAGAAGCGAAGGGGCGAGAAUCAAAAUCAGGAGAAAGGACAUGUUCCUCAAAAAAGACAAAUGCUACCAUCACACAAGAGGUGGACCGAGACGAGUGGGACCCUAAUAGUUGCGAUUCAACACCGGAAGACCAAAGCGACAAAUUGGUCGAGGCUCAGAUUCAUUUCACAGAAUUUCCCGUAAAUCUAGGAAUCGAUAAAGACGAGAGAGACAGCAUCCCUCGUAUUGUGACUUCGAAGGAGCCCAAUUUCAACUACAUAGAUGAAAGCUGUGCCCUCAAAAAUCAAGUAAGAAAAAUGGUAGAAGAUGGACGUGAUAUCCGCCGCUCUCCACUUGAGGACCCUCCUUUCCAACUCCAAGAUCGUCAACACUCCCAACAUCCAGCCAAACUCGUUUUCGAAAAAGCAGAAGAACAAAGCUGUGAUUCUCCUACUUCCACAAAGGACGUCCAGGAUUCUAAACUAGGCGAACAGUGCAAAAAAGAAAUUCCAGCACUAAUGGAAGAAAGGAGCCACGACUCGUGCAUUUUGACAUCGGAGAAGCAGAAAUCAAAAUCGAAGAAAAUGAUCCAUUCCACAAAAGAUUCUGCUAAAUGUGAUAUCCAUAAAGAAAUUGUGAAUGAUAAUGAUCAUACCUGUACAACAAUGGAGAAAGGUCCCAGGUCAAGAGGAAAGACCCAAUCCUCUGAAGCUUCAAUCAGCUGCGUAAUCAAGGAAAGAGAAAUGAUAAAUGCUUGUAGCAAUCAUGCAGCAAUAGAACAAUAUUUGAAAUUAUCAGAGCCCAUAAAAACCGAAAAAAUCAUAGCGAUUGAAAAGAAGGAGGAAAACCACACUCACCACUGCACACCGGCAAAAGUUCAGGAUUUGGAACCGAGGAAAGAGAAGACUGCAGAAGAUUUUUCAAUUCAAAGAAAGGAAGAAUGUCGUGAUAGUUUUACAUCCACGAUCAAUGAACAAGGUUCCAAUCCGGAAAAAAAGAAGUGUUCUGCAGGAAAAACAAAUGCAGCUAUGAAACCUGGAAGGAAGAAAGAUCCAAGUACUCAUGCUGUUUGUGCUUCUACUUCCAGAGAACUCACUCCCAAAAACGGUGAAGAAACCAAAAACAAAAAGCCUACAACAAUGGAGAAAGACGAAGGAUGCUCUGAUACUAGUAGAUCGGCGACAGAAGAGGAAAAAACCGAAUCAGGAGAAAAUUCUGUCCACUGCGAAAAACCAUUUUUUAAGGCAGACAUUAAGAAGGAGGAAGUAACCAAUGAAAGCCGCUUCUCAGACGAUCUUAAAUCUAUAGCAAAGUCAAAAACAAACACUAGGUCCAAAAAAUCUAUAAAAAUAGGGAAGGAGGAGAGAAGUAACAAUUGUGCCAAUUCAGAAGCGAAACAGCCACGUCCAAAAUCUGGAGGAAUCUCCGAAGCAAGAGUUUUUCCCAAAGUAAAAACCCAAUCGGCAGAUCGUUCAAUCAAAUCUGAAUAUCCACACCAUGAAGAGGGAAACUCUGAUGAUCACAAUUCAACAAUGAAAGCACAAGCUUCCAAAUCCGGAGCUCUAACGCUUUCCAGUGGAUUUACUGUCGAUGCAGGAAUCGAUGAGAACGAGAAGAAUCGUGAUGAUAACAAUACUUCUACUUCUAAAGAGUUCAAGUCAAUUUCCAGUAAACAGAAUCAAACAGUCAAUAAGGACACGAAUCCUCAGAAGCGUCGAGACUCAACGGAAAAGCACAGCAAAGACUUCAAACCAACAACAUAUAGCGCGACCGAAAAAUCCACAAAAUCCACAGAACGGGAAGAGGAUUAUCGCUGCACUCAUAUGUCAGCAGUGCCAGAAUCUUCCACCAAACACAGAACUCACGAAAAGAAGCGAAGUGAUGACGACCGUGACUUAAAUGAGGAUUUCCCUGAUUUCAAAGGUCAGGAGCUUUUCACAGAAUCCAUCCUUAAACCAGGCGCGGAAGAACACCAUUCGAUUUCUGUAGAUCAAAUCAAUUUUGGUGAACAUUUGAUCACACUUACAUUACCGAUAGGAGAAAAACACUAUCGUCAGCAUUCUGCAUUGGAAAAGCAGAAUCCUAAAAUAAGCGAGCAGACUUCUAGUGGAAUGUCUGGAAUGAUACAAAAGGAAAAAAAGAGACAUCAUUCUUCCACUACAACGGUGAAGGAGCACGAAUCAAAACUACGAAAAGACGUUCAUCCAGAAAAAUCUGCAAUUAUAUGCACAUCUCAUGAAGAAGGAGGAACCAAUGAAGAUCGAAACGCUACAAAUUCAGGAGAGGACUCCGAAUCCAGAACAACCACGGAUAUCGCAAAAGACUCUGUCAAUUCCAACAUUAGGAAGGGAGAAGAAAUAAUUGAUUUUUGCACCAAUAUAUCGUGGCAGGAACACUGUCAAUCAAGACAUCAGGAAGGUGCAGAAAAGAAUCCGUUAACAACAGACCAGAGACAUCCUGGCGGACAUAGAUCAACAAAUGAUCAGCAAGAUUUGAAUCCAGAAGAAAGGACGCGUUCCAUAGAAGAAGACGCGUUUAUAUUUGGAAUACGAAGCCAUAGUGAUUCUAGCUCGACACCAAAAGAGCAAGUCUUCGGAUUCAGAAGGGAAACUGAUCUCACAGAAUCUAACGCUAAGGAGGGAACAAAUGAAGAAACUAGUAGUUGCAAUGCUGAAGUUAUGUCUUUGAAAAAGCUUUCUUCGAAAUCCAAAGAACGUAAUAACAGCGAAAAAGCCGACUUUGCUGGGAAAAAGAAGGAGGGACACCACGAUUCUGGUAGAAGGGAGACGAAGGACCAGGAUAGCAAACUAAGAGAGAAAGCCCAUUCCCCAAGAAUUGAUGUUAACCUUGGAUUGAGCAAUUCGAGAGUUAUUGGUCUCAGUAGCGAAUUUCAGGAUCUUAAACCGCGAGAACAAGGAAGUAGCGAAAUUUCUACGAUGAUGGAGAAGGGUCGGGGACGGGACAAAUCUCUUUUCUCGGAAGCGAAGGAACAACACCCCAGGAAAAGAGAAAAGAGUUAUUCUACAGAAAAAACCAACACCGUCGACACCAACUCCGGAAUUGGCAAAGAGAAAAGAAACUGUGAUGCUCAGAUCUCAACUUUAAAAGAAUUCAAGUCGAAUUCGGAAGAACAGGGCAAAGAUGACAAAAAUCCAGUACCUGAGAAAGAAGAGAAUGACCGUGGUCCUUUCAGCUUUACACCGGCGGAGACUCGCCAUAAAUUUUCAGAUGAAUUUCAUUCCGAUGAACAUCCGACUGGACCCACAUCCAAGAAAAAAGAAGAAAACCAUGUUACACAGAGUUCAUCAGCGAAGAAACGGGAGAUUAGGCCCAGAGAACAGAAUAGCAGUAAUAAUUGCACAGCAGUAGAGAGAAAACGAGGACAACGUGAUACUCGUAUUUCAGAGGCAAAUGAGGAAGCGUUCAGAUCAAGAGAAGAGACACAUUUUGCAGAAUAUCUCGACAGUUCAGGAGUUCACAAGGAAGAGGGGAACAGUGAUGAUUGCAGCUCAAUAGUGAGUAAGAAAGACGUGGGAGUCAGUUCUCAGACACAUCCUGCAGAAUUUUCCGCUGACUUCGAAGUCGACGAAGGCGAAACUAACAGCAACAUUUGUACGCUUACUUCGAAAGAGUGCGAUUUUAAAUUUGUAGAACAAACCGACACCAAUAAAGCAACAGUAAUAGAACAGAGAAACCAUUAUAGUGGAAGGAUGGCGGCGAUGGAGCAGGACUUAAAACCAGGAGAAAUAUCCCGCCCCAUAAAAACUCCUAAUGCCCCAGGUAAUAUGGAAGAAGUGACAAGUAGUGAUCCUAAUUCAGCGAAGAAACGGAAUUCUGUGUCAAGAGAACAGAUCAGAGCUUCCAGAACUUCCACAGUAAUGCAAACGGAACAGGGGAGUCACGAGUCUCAUAAGACAUCGAUGUCGGAGCACGGGUCGAAAUCCGGAAACAAAAUUCAUCCCCUAGAAUCUUCGAUUAAAUCCGUAGUUGAUAAUGAGGAAGAAAACCAGGAUGCGCACACCUCUACAGUAGCGGAAGAAGAUUCGAAAUCAAGCUAUCCUGAAAGUAAUACAAAAAGAGGAGAUCGUGAUGCUCAUAAAUCAGCUGCAGAUAAUCAAUAUUCCAAGCCAAGAGAUUUUCGUACAUCAAAAGGAAGCAAGGAGGAAUUCAAAUCAGGAGGAGAUAAGUUUUUCCCAGAAGAAGGGAACACUAUGGUUAUAUCUGGAAUCGACAAAGAAGAAAAGAUCCAUAGGAGUUACGGUGACAGGGAUUCUAAGUCCAGAGGUCGAAUGUAUCCUAUUGAAUCUACUACUGAAUUUGGAUUCGAUGAAGGUGAAGGGAACAGUGGUUUUUGUAUCACUACGAAAAUCCUUGCUUCCAAUGCCGACAACAUUUCAGCAUUGGAAAAUCAGGAAGACUAUUAUUCCGAUAAUUCGUCGACAGAAAUGCGACGGAAGGAUUCGAGAUCAAGUGGAAGCUCUGAAACCGUAGGAAGUAAGACUAAAAAUUCUGAGAAUAACGGCCUAAGCUCUGCUCGGGAGGUAGGGUGUAGAUCAUCGUCCACUGCCGUAGGUGCAAGUUGCGAAGACCACUCGAACUCACUCAAUGAGGUUAUUCACGCUAGAAAGAAGGAGGGCACACUUCUCCACCUUUCUCAAACUGAUCCCAUCGCCGAGGAGAAAGCUGAAAAGCGAUUCGAGCAUUUAGACGUUCGUUUGAGCGUACCACUCAGCGUAGCACUCAGGGGAGCACAGAAGCACGUUCUGCCGCCUCCACCACCACCAUCACUUUCACAUCCACCACCAAAACAACCACCACCACAAGCACAUCCACCACCAUCACAUCCACCACCUUGUGAAACAUCAGAGAUUACAGAUUUGUCAACGAAGGAUGAAUCCAUGCAUUAUCACACGAAUAUCCAAAGCUAUUUCGAAAACGAGAAUAACGUCGUCAAUGUCGCAGCAAAGGAAUCGUUUGUUGAGUCGAAUCGAGUCGAGAUCCCUUCCAAUGAGUUCCUGGAUCAGCCUGAAGGAGAGGAGUCGAAACAACGCAAAGAUACUUCUACUUCCCUAAAGGUUUCGGGUACGAAUGACCAAAACCGCAUAGGAAAUACUGAAGAGGUGAUCGUGCGAGAUGCGGCAGAUGACAGCACUACAAUAAAGAAAAAUGAAUUCGGAUACAAUGCGACACGAUCCGUCACCAAAUCAACUGCUAAUUCUGUACCUGGUGAUCGGUUGACGCUUGCGAAUACUAUAGGAAAGAACAGUGCAACUGGAAUCCUAUCAGCGGCCGCGGAGGCGGUAAACAAAGAACAUUUGCAAGCUCCUAUAGAUGAAAAUGUUUCUGUCGAACAGCUCCAAUCACCUCAAUGUAAACAACCCGAUUCGGUUUCGAAAAGUCGGAGUAAUUCCGAGAAAUCAUCGAAGCAUAGAAAAUUCGCGUCGAAGCAAAGCGAUGAAAUUAAAACACUCACGGAAGGAGGAGAAGUGAACAAGGAAGAACUUCUACAGGAUGUCAGGUGUAAAGGGAGUGGUUCCAAUGAAUCGGAUCAAGAUGUUGGUGUAGAAGAGUUUAUUUUCAUAACGGGAGGCAGGGAUAUCAUCCCUAAUUCUGAAGAAGCUGAAGCAAACCUAAAUCUCACCCUUAGAAGCUCGAAACCCCCUCACUCAUCAGUCAGAUCCAGAACUCGAGAUGAACGUGAAGAACUAAAACAAUCGAAUCCAAACGAGAGUUCUUUGCAGGAAUCCACAUGUACCUCCUCUUCCGCUAACACUGAAAGGGCUGAUCGUGAAACUUCUCCAGAAUUUUCUCCUCACAUGCCUCCAACAAUCAGCGUGAAAAGCACAUUAAUGCCUUCUUCUGGUAAACCAACCGCCCCGAAUCAAGACCUUUUGGACGAGGAUCAGUUUCCUGGAAAAGGUGACAAUGUCAGUUUCAGUCCCAAUGAGGGUUCUAAUGUCUUCUUAAUUGAUUCAAAGACGGAACAUCCUCCGCUGCUCACAGUAGAAACCAGUGUUUCUUCAUCUGCUCCUGAGAAAUUCCCAAAUUCUCAUAAACAGCAGAAAAUCAAAACAAAGUCUUACGUUUCAAAGGAAACAGAAAAAUUAUUAAGAAAAAAAGCGAAAACGAAGAAAAAGAAUUCAACCUCUGCGGAAAGGAUUUCAAGCGAGAACAUUGCAGAAACAAACAGAGUGGAUUCUUCAGAGAACUUCAGUGUUUUAUCCUCGAAAAAUGAGCCCCUGAGUCAAGAGAGUAGGGGCAUUCAACUCGCAACAGAUCCUACAACCAAUUUGGAUAUUGGUGGUGGCCAGUGCGAAGACGUCGGUCCUACUGAAGAAUCACAGAGUGAUGUUGCUGAACAACAACGACAGAAGAACUCUCUGAGUCAACAGCAACAGCCAUGCGUCUCAAAAUCGAUGAAAAUCUCGGAGAUGAACUCAGAAGAGGAUUUCGCUCCACUAUUCUUACAAAGAACACAAAUCAUGAAGUGUGUGGAAGGAGAAGCGUUAACCGUGGAUGUGUUCCUUAAAGCAAGACCUCAACCAAAGAUAUCUGUCUACGUCAACGACCGCUACGUUACUUGUUGUGUCAAUCAAGUGGAACCUGUUAGCACACCUGAGCAUAACCUAUACAGUUUCACCUUCCCGAUCGAUUGUGUUCGCCCAGAGGACGGUGGUGGUGGUGGACAGCUUAUGUUCAAGGCGACAAAUCCGCUUGGGAUCGACGAGUGCACCACUUAUUUGCAGAUAGCUGAAAAACGGAAACCAAAAUUCUCCAAAUUCAAUGAAAAAACGCUUUUCGAACGGGAAUUUGAGGCAGCGGAAGUAAUUUGGUCCGUUACCGACAUGACUGUUGCGGAAGGUGGAACUGCAUGGCUCUACGGCAAAUUAUGUGGAUUUCCAGUCCCUGAAUUGAUAUGGUUAAAAAAUGGAGUGGAAAUCGACCAGGAACGUUCAGAAAGAAAAUAUCGAACGGAACUUAAAAGUGAUGGAACGUUCGCAUUGGAAAUCGCAAAGUGCACAGUGGACGAUGAAGAUGUUUACGAAUUGAUUGUGGAAAAUAUGGCUGGUGUUGACAGUUGUCUUUUCAAGUUAUCUGUAGAUGAUUCAGCGACCGAAAAAGAACAUCAAAAACAGCGAAGACAGAAGCAUGGUUUGAGGGACGAGGUAUUGUUAUCUGACAGUGAGAGGCAAGAGCCUAAGGGCCGAAGAGUGCGGAAGAUAGUGGAGCGGAAAAAUUUUAAUGUAUUAUCGUCGACACAGUCGAUUGCACCUCGGUUCGGUAGAGCGCUUGAAGACCGCGAGGCUACGGCUGGAGAAGUUGUUGAGUUGAAGGUAGAAAUACAUGGUGACCCCCAACCUUGUGUUUGUUUCUAUCGUAAUGGACGAGUAUUAUCUGGCAGCGAGAAGUGUGAAAUUCGUCACGUAGGCGAGAAUGUUAGUCAGCAUUACCUCGUUUUGAAGAAUAUCGAGGAGAAUGAGGCAGGCGAAUACGCUUGCCAUGCACUUAAUUCUGCUGGAGAGGCUUGGUGCUACUCAAAUGUCAUAGUUCGACCUUGUUUAGGGAGCACGGAUGAGCACAAAGAAACGCAACAACAUACGACACCAUCUUCAACCGUGGCACCAGAAAACUCAGUUGAUGAAAACAAAGACCAAAUUAAAAACGACUCAAAAUUGGAUCUGAGGACAAAGGUCGCUGCAAUCCAGAAAAAGUCUAAACGAGCAGGAGAAAAGAAACUUGAGGAACAAAAUGAAGAAGUAUCAGCGACAACGAGAAAUGCCGGUGUUAAAAAGGAAGUGAAGCCUCCUCACUCAAAUCACCAAACACAAGAAACUCCAUUAUCUCCAAACAGGGAUGCUUCAAUAAUGAACACUGCCUCAAAUCAGGCAAAUACUACCUCUUCUGUUCACGGUAGCAGUUCUAUCUCAAAUCCAGAGGUAAUUACAAACGUUUCGAGUGAUUCUAUAAUCAACAAAACCCGACUUAAAGAAGUCCAGAAGGAACAACUAGUAGAUGCAGCGCACUCUCCGAACGACCAAAUAUCGUCCUGGAAAGACCCACUGAAACCAGAAAAUGGGAAAGAUUCAACUUCGGAGCUUCAAGUUGAAGGAAACGAUGGUAAGGAGUCGACGAACCGCACCACCAACGCGUCCACGUCAGCUGUGUCCGCCGUUGCGUCCUCCACAAAGAAAAAGAAGAAGAUCCCAAAGGCACUAGUAAUUCCUUUCGAAAUAAGUUCUCGUUUCGGCGAUCCAAGUAUUCUGCACUCAGUAGCAAACAUCACGGCAAACAUCAAAGCUCCGGAAGGUGUAGCAGAAGCGAUCUCACCCAUAAAAGAGCCGAGAUCCGCGAGCAUUUCAGUCAAAGUUGGCAGCAUCCCGAAAACCCGUUCAAAGAGUGAAACUCGACAAGAUCCCUCGGUGGAGUUCACUUUCAAGCAGAUCUCACAAAGUCGAGGUCCUGAGAGUGGCAUUUCGCGUGGAGUGCCCGACCGUCAGACUGCUCAGUUGAAUCCAACUGAGGCCUUUGAGGUGGUAACUGAAGGAAAAGCAGUUGCAGAAAAACGAACAAAUCGUUCAAUAAACGGAAAACCGAAAUCGAUUGAAGCACGUGAACAUCGGGAUCAAACAGUGAGUGAAAAUACAACGAACCUGGACCGCAUGGAAAGUGAACAAGAGAAAGAGGAACUGCACAACGAGGAAGUAGUUACCAAGCAAAAGACGACACAGGAAAAUAGAAAUGAAAGUUGCACAGGAGUUCCAGAGGAGACUUAUACCCAGAGAAACCAAGCAACUACCGCCGAAUAUGCAGAACUCAAACAAGGAAGUGAGGUUAUUGCACUCGAAGACGUUACACCUAAGGAAGUGGAGCAGCGGAAGGAGCAAAAGAAAAAGGAGAAGAAAGAAAAACCUAAGAAGGAGGUCACGCCCCUCGAAGAGAUCAGACCAAAGGAAGAGGUGAAACAUAAGGAAGUGAAGCCGAAAGAAGAAGUCAAACCUCAAGAGAGAGUGGGGUCAAAGCAAGAGAUCAGCAAAAAGAAAAAAGAAGAAAAACCUCAAGAGAAAGUGGAGUCAAAGGAAGAGAUCAAUAAAAAGGAAAAAAAAGAAAAACCUCUGGAAGAGCCCAAGCCAGCCGAAGAAACCGAGAAUAAGGAGAAAAAUUUGAAGAAAGAUGUGAAACCUAAAGAAGGAAAGCCGAGAAAAGAAGUGAAAUUCAAGGAAGAGAAGCUGAAAGAUGAAGUGAAGCCAAAGCAAGAGGAUAAUAAAAAGAAGAAGAAAGAAGAAAGGAAUAAGGAGGGAGUCAUGAGUCAAGUAAACAAACAAAAUGAGACGGAUAGAGCUUCUGUCACGGAGAAAAAUGAUGGGCAACAAGAAAAGAUGGGGACUAUUUCGUGGACAGAAGCGGAAGCACACAGGCCAGACAAGGAUGGUAUCCUGUCCGUUUAUCAAGAUCAGUCAGAAAAUGAAUCUCGGAUGCUCGGAGAUGUUACAGCAUCAAUUGGCGCAUACGAAGACACAGCAAAUGAAGAUGUUAUUGAGAGCAUUGUGCUCCAAACAAAGAAAAGAAAAAAUUUUGAUAAACAAUUCGAGAAGGAAUAUCAAACGAGUGAAGAGGAAAAAAUGGAACAGAAGGAGGAAGAUAGAAUGAUAAUAAAAGGCGGAGAAAUUAGCAUGGAUGAGGAAAAAUUAGAAAGUGAGCAUACUGAGGAGUACACUGAAGCCUAUACAGUGGCUAUGCCAACUAUGAAAUGUGAACCAUCAGAAGAAAAAGCAGAGGAAACAUUCAUCGGUCAACUUGUAGAAAAAACUGGCAAAGAGAAAAACAAUAAAAGAGGAACAAAAUCGAAAUUAUCCAGAUCCAGAUUAAAGAAAGACUCAAUAUUAGAGGAGAUGGCAGGAGAGCCCGAAACUACCGAUGAAAAAAUGUCUUUGACAGCUCCAAUCGAUGAACGUUCUGCGAAUGUACCUGUUUCAGGUAUUCUGGAAGAAAAUAUAAAUAUCGUUUCUUUGCAAGAAAUUCUACCAACGAAAAUAAAUGAAAAAAUGACGAAUGAAAAUGAAAAUUGUCAAGAAUCGAUCAGUGAAGGGAAAUUUGAAGGCACUAAGAAAGCGAAGCCAAUAGAAAAGCUAGAGGAGAACAGCGAAGUCGGAUUGCCACCACAGAAGUGGGUCAAAUCCUCUGAUCCUGUGAAGGAAGUUUCCAGAACAGAUGGAGAAGUGCUUCAACUCGGCGGCGACAGUUUACCUCAACGGUUAAACCUCGGGGACGAGCAUCACACUACCACCAAGAGAUUUGAUCCUAGUUGUACUCUACGCUCGGACGGAGUCGCUGAAGAACCUGGAACUUCACAGAUUGUGGAUGUUUCUGAGAAAAACGAUAGUGUAGACCCAUCAAUUUCUGGAAGGGCAGCUACGGAAGAAACUGUAAAAAUAGUGAAGCAACUUGAACCGAAGCAGACAUAUAGGAAGGGAGAUACCGUAACCCUGAUGAUUGAGCUAGACAGGGAAACAUAUGAAGUAGAAUGGUACAAGGAUGGUGAACCCAUCCAAGUGAAUGAAAAAUGUUCAGUCGAAACCAACGGAGUGAUAUGCAAGCUUACGGUAGAAAAUGUGGACUCGACGGAUUCUGGGAAUUACACGAUCGUUUCAAAUGGAUCUCAAAGCAUCGCAAAAAUUUCUGUCUCGGAUGCACCUCGGUUCACCACGGAGGAGAUGGAGGAUGUUAUAAACGUCAAGAAGGAUGAACAUAUUUCAUUUAAUAUUCCGUUCAACUGCUUGACAACACCAACGCUUUACUGCCUCAAGGAUGGAUUACCGCUACAGGAGGAAUCAGCUAACCAUAUCUUAGAGAUACGCAGAAAUUCCGUUCACUUUUUCAAAGAUAAAGCAACGAAACAGGAUACUGGCGAAUAUUUGGUGGAAAUUUCAAAUCAAUUCGGAGAGGACACGAGGAGAAUAACCGUGCACGUAAAAGAUGUACCUAAUCCACCCGGUAACCUUACUGCGAAAAUUAUUGAUAGUAACAAAAUUUCCCUAAGCUGGCAUGGUCCUGAAUUAGGAUGGGAUGACGAAAAAAUUGUUGAGUAUGUGAUUGAGGCGAAGGAAGCAAAUCGGCGGAGAUUCCGUGAAAUUGCGAAGAUACCGGCUGCAAAAACGGAAUAUAUUUUGGACAAUCUUGAGAUGGGCACCUGUUAUACAGUGAGAGUGAAAGCUGUGAACGUAUUCGGAUCCAGUGAACCGUCUGAGAUAACAAAUAUUACUACUGGAAGUCUGCUUACGUUGCCGCGAAUUGCUGAACCUCCAGUCGUAAGUGAAAUCACAACGGACGGUUGCGUGCUGAGAUGGGCAAGGCCAGAAGACGACAGUGGAGGUUCACCUCUGCUUGGCUAUGAUGUCUUCCUCCGCAUCGACAGUGGUGAAUGGAAAAAAAUAAAUAAUGAAGUUGUUACCGGAGAAAGUUAUACGGUGAAAAAUCUUCAUCACAGUACCAAUUACGAAUUUAAAAUAGAAGUAUGUAAUGAAGCCGGGUUACGAUCUGAUUCAGGAGCAGUUUCGAAACCACUACGUCUGCCAGCUGCUUCUAAUCCACCGCUAACAACACCAUCGGUUCCACGAAUCACUGUUACUGGACCAGAUAGUGUCACACUGGAAUGGGACACUUCUGAUGAUGAUAGUGUGUCAACAACGUUCACCGUAGCAUACAAAUCGGAAAAUUCAUCCGUUUGGAAAGAGGUGAACUGUGACUCGACCUUCUGUAAAGUGGAUGGUCUUAAGGAAGAAGUUUCAUAUGUUUUUAAAGUGGCGCGGAGGAAUGAGUUUGGCGUGAGCAGCUUCUCGGAAAUAUCUCAACCCAUAAAAGUUGUCUGUGACAGUUCGCCAAGAAUUCUCAAAGCAAUUCAUGAUGUGGUAGUGCCGAGAAAGGAAACGUUACGCCUGGAAUGUCACGCCGCAGGUCAUCCUACUCCUGACUACGUAUGGUACAAGAAUGGAACUGAAAUCAUACCUCAAGAUGCUGGAACAGAGAUCGUUAAUGAAGGAGAUAAAACUGUGCUCAUAUUUCAUAACGUGAAUGAUACGGAUGGAGGCCUCUACACGUGUGAAGCUGAGAAUAAGCUCGGAAAAAUCAUAUCUGAGGCUGAAGUUACAGUUGGCGAUGUACGACAUCACUUUCAAUCCUCUUUUCCUGAAUAUAAUGAGGCUGAAAUUGGUGCUGACAUCAACCUAUCGUGUACAGUAUCGGAUGAAAGCGGAGCGGUGUUUUGGUACAAGGACGGAAGGAAAUUGAAGGAAGACGCACGCGUCAAAAUUUCUGUUGAUGGAGACCAGCGAAUCCUGCGUAUUCAGUCUAUACGAGCCACAGAUGGCGGAACGUACCGGUGCGAGACAUCUGAUAGAAGAAAUUGGACCGAAGGAGAGCUAGUAGUGAACGAUAAGAUGUCACACAUCAGCGUUGGACCGCAGGAUCAAAUAGUGAAGCAUUUUGGCGAUACCAUUAGACUUGUUUGUGAACUAUCAGAACCGUCUGACCGCCUUAAAUGGUUUAAAGACGGAAGAGAAAUAUGGCAGAAGCACGGGAAAUAUGAAAUCACGACUAGUGGAUGUAUGUCCACGCUAGAAAUCCUUGCUUUCGAAAAAAUUGACGCUGGGACGUAUCACGUAUCCGUUGAUGAACGUGAAAUGUCUGCACCGGCUCUUCUCAGCCUAGAAGUAGCUCCUGUAAUAAAAAUCCGUGAACAAAUUGAAGAAAGCAUCAGUCUGAAUGCUGGCGCUGCGCUUGACUUCCAUAUUGAAUAUUUAGGAUAUCCAGAACCUACUGUUACUAUUUUUCAUAACGAUAAGCUCAUCCAGGACACUAGAGCACUUGUGGAGCAUUAUGAAAAUGUUAUCAGAGUUUGUAUAAAAAAUUUGACAUUAGCGGAUCGUGGCGCCGUGAAAAUCGUCGCUGAGAACGCUAGUGGAAUCACUCGGAAUGAGUUCUACGUCAACAUUCUUGAUGUUCCAUCUGCGCCCACUAAUUUGUCUGCGAUCACAGUAACGACUAGUUCAACUACUUUAACAUGGAAAGAACCCGAGGAAACCAAUGGAUCUCCAGUGAUAAGAUUCAUCGUCCAGCGAAAAAAACUGGGAAGCACACGAUGGAGAACUGUGGGCAAAACAAAUCCGAAGACGUUUUGUUUCGAUGACCUUGAUGUAUUUCCUAAUCAGGAAUAUAUAUUCCGUGUCGUAGCCGUGAAUAAGGUUGGUGAGGGUCCAUCAAGUUUACCGGUGAACGUUUUGAUCCCCAGCGAUGAUGAGGAGGAGGUAACCGAAUCCUCGGAGACCUUAUCAGUCGAAAACACUGCUCUCGUAGCACCCACGUCGCUGGUUGCGGAAAAGAAUGGUGAUAACAUUUGUUUAUCGUGGAACUCUGUGCCUAUGGCUUCUUUCUAUAAGGUUGAGCGUUCCAACCCGCCAGGCAAUUGGCAUGAAAUUGCAGUUUUAGAGAAAACAGAAUAUUCGGACUGUUCUAUAAUGGAUAAUAGUCCGUACGCGUACCGUGUGACUGCUAUAGGAGCGAAUUCUUCAUCAACACCAAGCGAACCUACGCUUCCUAUAACUUUUGUGAAAGAAAGAAAUUCGGAUCCUCUGCGAUCGUCCGAGAACAUUUCUGGAGGAGCUGAUGUGAAAGAGGGUGAAGAAGAAAGCGACCCUUCGUUCAACGUAAAAGAAUUGAGUGAAAAUAAAAAUGGCGCUAACCAAUGUAAAUUUGCUCCGACCAACAAAAAACAAAAGAACGAAAAAACUGAGGAGAAACCUAGGGAGGAAAAAAAGGAGAGCAAACAAGUAAACGAAGAAAGUGAAGAGAAACAUGAAGAGGAGGAAAAGAAGGAGAAAAUAGCAACGAAGCAUUCCAACCCGGUAGAUGACAUUGUUAACACGAAGCAAAGACUAAAAAAACGAAAGCCAAACGUUCGCAAAGAAAAAUCUUCACCUCAACAAGAUUCCCAGACAAAUCCCCAGCAAGAAAAAAUUCAUCCAUCGUCAGCGACUGCAACAAAUGAAACUUUACCUCAAACUGAAACGAGUAUAGAUCCAACCAAAGCAGAAGAGGGAACAGAAUUGUUAGCCGGGGACAUGAAAUCCGUAUCCACGGCUAAGGAUAUUGAGGAUAUCGCAACUCCACACGAUUUUGUUCCCGCUGAUGGUAACGGCUUGAGAACUACUGAUGGUGUGGAAUGUACAUCUCUUAGUUUGAAAAACAUCAAAAAAUCAGGUUAUCCGAUUGUCAGCGUCGAAUCCAGCGAAGUGAAGGUCAAAGUAGGUCACCCAGCAAAAAUCGCUGUCACCGUUCAAAGCUCCACUGAUGUCCAGUGUUUGUGGAAGAAAGAUGGAUUGCUAAUAAAGAACGAUAAAUAUCACACAUUAUCGUAUAAGGAUGGAGUAGCUGAACUAUUCAUCAAGGAAGCCGAUGUGUCGAAUAGCGGAGUGUAUUCCAUGACAGCUGAAACUGGUCAAGGAAGCGAUACGGCUGAGGUUACGCUGUGUGUGAAGGGUGUACCGCAAUUGCCAUCCGACUCAUUUCGAGUAGCGGUAAUUGGAUCAUCCUGUAAGUUGUCAUGGAGCGCUCCCCAGGACGAUGAGAAGGAUCCAAUUGUUGGCUACGUUAUCGAGAAAUAUGAUGAAAAAAUAAAUGAAUGGAUGUUUUUGGCUCGUUCCCAGACAACAAACUUCAUAACAGAAAAACAGGAAUGCGGGUCUACUCAACGGUUUCGCAUUGCUGCUGAGAACACGAGUGGUGUUGGUCCUUUCGUUGAAUCUGAAAACAUCAGAAUUAGACCAGGAACUCUUGCUCUCGACCUGGAGAAACCUGAAGUGACACCUACCGGCGUUUCGAUUAUGGCGAAAUGGAAUCCUCUGCCGAUUGAUGGUGUCAAGUAUCUUGUCGAGAUUAAAGAGGCGAAAGCAAGGCGUCCAUGGACUGCAGUCACUUCUGUCGACGGUGAUUCGUACACAAUUACUGGUUUAACAUCUGGUGUAGACUAUACCGUAAGAGUAACUGCUAUAACGCCUGAUGCUCAAGGAUCUCCGUCAGAAGAAAGUGAUGUUGUCAAAUGCGGGAGAGCCAGAGAAAACGAACAACCAUCAUUCUUCCUAGUUCCCGAAAACACAACAGUUCUAAAAGGAGCAAAGAUGAAACUUCUGGCAGAGUUUAAAGGACACCCAUCUCCAGAAAUACGCUGGUUUAAGAACAGAAAAGAGAUUUUUUCUGGACAACGAAUAUGGAUCGAAACCAGUGCUGGUGUGUCGUCGCUGACCGUAAGUGAAAUGCGUGAAGACGAUGAAGGAGACUACACGAUAGUUCUAAGCAAUGCGGCCGGCACUACGGAGCACAAAUUCAAACUGCACAUGGAUGCUCUGCCAGAGAUCAACCGGCCGGAUCGAUAUACCUCAGUGCUCGUGUAUGAUGAGGGAGAAACGGUGAAGCUCCGCCUCUCAUUCUCAGUGUUAACUGACUGA
Molecule: messenger RNA, 19596 nt
Organism: Necator americanus (New World hookworm)
Lineage: Eukaryota; Metazoa; Nematoda; Chromadorea; Rhabditida; Ancylostomatidae
Exons: 34
Coding region: 1-19596 (6531 amino acids)
Molecular function (GO): protein binding
Source: RefSeq, a predicted model, not a curated record